AGAAUGUGUCCUUUUAUGGAGGUGCGAACAUUAUUUGUAAGUGGGCUACCUAUGGAUGCAAAACCAAGAGAACUCUAUUUACUUUUCAGAGCUUAUCAAGGUUACGAAGGGUCGUUAUUAAAAGUCACAGGAAAACCUGGCAAAAACACUUCACCCGUAGGAUUUGUAACAUUCGAAAGCAAGUCUUGUGCGGAAUCAGCAAAACAGGCUCUUCAGGGUGUUCGAUUUGAUCCCGACAAUCCACAAACGAUACGGUUAGAAUUUGCCAAGUCAAAUACAAAAGUCACCAAACCAAAGCAGACAUCACCACUGCCAACAAACCCUACCUUGACACCACAGAUGACCCCACGAGAUCCAUAUGAGAUUCCUGGAGUUUUGUUACAAACAGCACCGGAAGCCUGGAACCACCAUCAUCCAGUUCCCACAAACUGGUCCAACAUACACGACGCUAACGUGGGAUUAAUGGGCCGACAACAACAUCAGCAAUUAAGCAUAUUGACAGCAUACGCAGAUCUCGCAGCUCCGGCAGCAAUACACCAACAGAUGUUUGCCCAUCAUGCAAUUCACCACGCACAGGUACCAGUGGAAGGCAACCCACGAGUAGCUUACGUGUUGCCACAGGCCCUAAGGCCCAGUGUUCCUUGGGCAAUAACUAUGCGAGGGAAGCCCCACCCCACACACCCUGCCAUUGCACAUCCCCAUCCUCACACCCCCUUACCACAGCCUGCCCUCCCGGUCAUGACGGCGAUGGCUGCGCACUGUUCCACCCUCUUUAUCGCAAACCUUGGAACGAGCACUACCGAACAAGAACUGAGAGAUUUAAUGAGCGGGUGAGUGCAACAACGUUUUCUUGCAUCGAUCGUCCUUCCCAGCCAUCACCCAGACAAAGGAACCAUGACAUUCUUUUACUUUGGAAUGUCUAAAAAUAAACAUUUAAUUUAAUAAUUAAAAUUUUCUUGAUGUAAUGAAACAAAAUAAAUUACAAAUAAGUCUGGUAAGCAGCCUAACAGGGAGUAUUAUUUAUUAUGACAAUAGAGGGCGGCAGUAACAGUGUAUCAUGCACCAUCAGGCCACACUGUCAUUAUUUUAAGUACAGCACUGGUAUUUGCCAAAGUCUUGUUUGUUUCUCACUUUCUCAUCAUAUCUUUAUUUGGAAUCUGGAAAGCAUUGUCGUGCUACUCAAAACAAUCAUAUUUCAUUUCUGCUUUACUCUACCCAUUUCAUAUUAGGUGCAUGCUUACUUAAAAACUUCACAGUUUGCUAACUAAAAUGUCACAGAAAGUAAACCUGUAUUGAACGUUCUUUUGGAAUGCAUUUAUAACUGUUCUUGAAAGCGUUCAUAUUUUGAAAACAUUACAUGCUUUAAAAGCUAGUGCUCACCACAUCCAAGAUUUCAAAUAAUAUUUAUUUCAAAGCAACACAAGUGCACAUGAACUAAAUUCUGUAACUAAAAUAAUGUUGUACACAAACAGGAAAACAUGUGCUGUCUAGUAGACCAUUGAUUGGUUACUAACCAACUGCACU
Messenger RNA from Anneissia japonica, 1524 nucleotides. Its product is annotated as RNA-binding protein with multiple splicing 2-like. The record is from RefSeq and is a predicted model, not a curated record. Lineage: Eukaryota; Metazoa; Echinodermata; Crinoidea; Comatulida; Comatulidae. The coding region runs from base 4 to 834 and encodes 276 amino acids. The transcript has 10 exons. Gene Ontology annotation, molecular function: mRNA binding.